Molecule: messenger RNA, 5610 nt
Organism: Nerophis lumbriciformis (worm pipefish)
Lineage: Eukaryota; Metazoa; Chordata; Actinopteri; Syngnathiformes; Syngnathidae
Source: RefSeq, a predicted model, not a curated record
AUGGCGCAAGCCGCCAAGCAGCUCCGCAAGACCAAGGACCUCGCUGAGGCCGCCGCCCAGGAGCAGCGGGAGAAGGAGGAGGAGAAGAUCAAGAAGAGGAAUCGAUCCAGGGAUCGCAGACGCAAGGCUGAUGCAGCCACCAGCUUUCUUCGCGCAGCACGUUCAGGCAACCUUGACAAAGCUCUGGAUCACAUCAAGAAUGGAAUAGACAUCAACACAGCUAAUCAAAACGGUCUCAAUGGGUUACAUCUGGCUUCUAAAGAGGGUCACGUGAAAAUGGUCCUGGAACUCCUCCACUCGGGCAUUGAACUGGAAGCCACCACCAAGAAAGGCAACACUGCUCUUCAUAUCGCAGCGCUGGCUGGCCAGGAGAAGGUGGUGGCUGAGCUUGUCAAUUAUGGAGCCAACGUUAAUGCCCAGUCACAUAAAGGGUUCAGUCCUCUCUACAUGGCAGCACAGGAGAAUCACCUAGAGGUGGUUAAGUUUCUCCUUGAGAACGGCGCCAAUCAAAGUCUCCCCACAGAGGACGGCUUCACUCCUCUGGCAGUGGCCCUCCAGCAGGGCCAUGAAAACGUUGUAGCACUGCUUAUCAACUAUGGCACCAAAGGCAAGGUCCGCCUCCCAGCGCUGCACAUCGCCGCUCGAAAUGACGACACGCGUACUGCCGCUGUGCUCCUGCAAAAUGACCCAAAUCCUGAUGUCCUCAGCAAGACUGGUUUCACCCCUCUACAUAUUGCAGCCCACUAUGAGAAUAUGAGCGUCGCCCAGCUGUUAUUAAACAGAGGAGCCAAUGUAAACUUCACCCCAAAGAAUGGCAUCACACCACUUCAUAUCGCUUCUAGGAGAGGAAAUAUGAUGAUGGUCCGACUCCUGCUGGACAGAGGGGCCCAGAUAGAUGCCAAAACAAAGGAUGAAUUGACUCCGCUUCACUGUGCAGCCCGAAAUGGACACGUUCGCAUCAUUGAGAUCCUGCUGGAACACGGUGCUCCCAUCCAGGCUAAAACCAAGAAUGGUCUGUCCCCCAUCCACAUGGCAGCUCAGGGGGAUCACAUGGACUGUGUGCGACAGCUACUUCAAUACAGCGCCGAGAUAGAUGACAUCACACUGGACCAUUUAACCCCUCUUCAUGUAGCAGCCCACUGUGGUCAUCAUCGCAUGGCUAAAGUUCUUCUCGACAAGGGGGCUAAAGCCAAUGCUCGUGCACUGAAUGGCUUCACACCACUCCAUAUUGCAUGCAAGAAGAACCACAUGAGGUCAAUGGACUUGCUACUCAAACACUCUGCUUCAUUAGAAGCCGUCACUGAGUCUGGCCUCACUCCUCUCCAUGUAGCAGCUUUCAUGGGUCACCUGAAUAUAGUGAAGAACCUUCUCCAGAGAGGGGCUUCACCUAAUGCUUCCAAUGUGAAGGUGGAGACCCCCCUCCAUAUGGCCUCCAGAGCAGGACACUGUGAAGUUGCCCAGUUUCUGCUGCAGAACUCAGCACAAGUAGACGCCAAGGCCAAGGACGACCAAACCCCCCUUCACUGUGCUGCCCGUAUGGGACACAAGGAGCUGGUCAAGUUGCUGCUUGAGCACAAGGCCAACCCCGACUCGUCCACAACGGCAGGGCACACGCCUUUACAUAUUGCUGCGCGGGAAGGACACAUACAUACAAUUCGCAUCUUGUUAGAUGCUGGUGCACAGCAGACCAAAAUGACAAAGAAAGGUUUCACUCCCCUCCAUGUGGCGUCAAAAUAUGGAAAGGUGGAUGUAGCGGAGCUUCUUCUCGAGAGAGGUGCCAAUCCUAACGCCGCCGGCAAGAAUGGUCUGACACCACUUCAUGUGGCGGUUCACCACAACAACCUGGACGUUGUUAAACUCCUAGUCAGCAAAGGAGGAUCUGCACACAGCACUGCCAGAAAUGGAUACACCCCUCUACACAUAGCAGCCAAGCAGAACCAAAUGGAGGUAGCCAGUUGCCUGCUUCAGAAUGGGGCAUCGCCCAAUUCCGAGUCGCUCCAAGGCAUCACGCCCCUACACUUGGCCUCACAGGAGGGACGGCCCGACAUUGUGGCACUACUCAUCUCCAAACAAGCCAACGUAAAUCUCGGAAAUAAGAAUGGAUUGACUCCUCUACAUCUUGUGGCACAAGAGGGCCACGUAGGCAUUGCUGACACACUGGUCAAACAAGGAGCAUCUGUUUAUGCUGCUUCACGGAUGGGCUACACACCCCUUCACGUGGCCUGUCACUAUGGAAACAUCAAAAUGGUCAAAUUCCUCCUACAGCAGCAGGCACAUGUGAAUAGUAAAACAAGGAUGGGCUACACCCCUUUGCACCAAGCAGCUCAGCAGGGUCACACUGAUAUUGUCACCCUGCUGUUGAAACACGGAGCUCAGCCCAAUGAGAUUACUUCGAAUGGCACAUCUCCUCUGGGCAUCGCAAAGCGUCUGGGUUACAUCUCUGUCAUCGAUGUGCUUAAACUGGUGACUGAGGAAUCAGUAUCUGCGAUUACAACAGAAAAGCAUCGAAUGAGUUUUCCUGAGACGGUGGAUGAGAUUUUGGAUGUCUCGGAGGAUGAAGGGGUCGCCCAGCUAACGUUAGGUGACGAGUUGCUUGGAAUUGACGGUGCACGAUAUUUGAAACUUGAUGACUUCAAGGAUCAAGAUGAUGACUUCCUCUCCCCAAAGAAGACGCUUAGGGAUUUUGAAGGUGGUGUGGGGACCACGCCCUAUUCUCCCGCCAUUCCCAGGAUUCCUUGUGUGUCACCAGAAACUGUUCUUCUAGAUCAGCACACCCCCAUUCCACUGCCAAAGGAGUAUGAUGAAGACUCUCUCAUCCCAAGCAGCCCAGCGACAGAAACGUCAGAUAACGUCAGCCCUGUGGCCAGUCCAAUUCACACUGGCUUCCUGGUGAGCUUCAUGGUAGACGCCCGAGGAGGCUCUAUGCGAGGCAGCAGACACCACGGCCUACGCGUGAUCAUACCGCCUCGGACCUGCGCUGCGCCGACACGCAUCACCUGCCGCUUGGUCAAACCCCAAAAACUGACCACGCCCCCUCCUCUGGUGGAGGGCGAGGGGCUCGCCAGCCGAAUUAUCUCCCUGGGUCCAUCCAGCAUGCAGUUCCUUGGGCCUGUUAUAGUGGAGAUCCCACACUUCGCAUCACUGGCUCGGGGAGACCGUGAGCUUGUGAUCCUCCGUAGUGAGAACGGCUCAGUCUGGAAAGAACACCGAAAUCGCUAUGGUGACGAAGUGCUGGAAACCAUUCUUAAUGGCAUGGAUGAAGACCUGGAAAGUCAAGAGGAGUUGGAAAAGAAGAGAAUUCGUCGGAUCAUUUCCACCGACUUUCCCCUGUACUUCGCCGUGGUCUCCCGCAUUCAGCAGGAGAGCGAUCUAAUUGGUCCAGAGGGCGGGCGACUGACCAGUAAGCUGGUACCCCAUGUUGAGGCCAUUUUUCCUGAGACCGCUGUAACUAAAAGAGUGAGAUUAGGACUGCAGGCACAGCCCAUCCCCGAUGAGCUGCUGACACGACAACUUGGCAACCAGGCGACCUUCAGCCCGGUGGUCACCAUCGAACCACGCAGACGCAAGUUUCACCGUCCGAUCGGACUGCGCAUUCCACUUCCUCCAUCCUGGCGGGAGAGCCCCCGUGAUGCCGGGGAGGGUGACACCACCAGCUUGCGCCUCCUCUGCAGUGUCAUUGGUGGGACAGCACCUGCUCAGUGGGAGGACAUCACUGGAACAACCAAGCUGAUGUAUGCAAACAGCUGUGCCAACUUUACAACCAAUGUGUCUGCAAGAUUUUGGCUAGCAGAUUGUCCCCGCACAGCAGAAGCUGUGACCUUUGCCAACCUUUUGUACCGGGAACUGAUGGCCGUGCCUUAUAUGGCUAAGUUUGUCAUCUUUGCAAAAAUGAACGAGUCGCGAGAAGGCCGCUUGCGUUGUUACUGCAUGACUGAUGACAAGAUGGACAAGACGCUGGAGUUGCACGAAAAUUUCACCGAAGUGGCGCGAAGCCGAGACAUCGAGCUGAUGGAAGGUAUGCCACUGCAUCUGGAAUGUUCUGGAAACCUUGUGCCAAUAAGGAAAGCCACGCAACAGCCUCGUACCUUCAGCUUUCAAGCCUUCAGAGAUAAUCGGCUGCCUGUUUCCGUCAAGGUCAGAGAUAGUAACAAGGAUGCCACUGGCUUCUUGUCCUUCCUGAGGAAGUGCACCAAGUAUGAGGAUGCACAACAUGUCCUAUGCAACCUCAACAUAGCAAUGCCACCGUGUAUAAAGGUCGUUGGAAGUGAAGAACGCAGGAGAACUUUAACUCCUCUCGCCCUGAGAGAGCGCUACAGUGCUCUAAAUGAGCCUGGUUUGGCCACAGUAAAUGCAAUGGAGAGGACUGAAGUCAAGAUCAACAUGAUAUCAGAGCAACUGGGUUUAAGCUGGGCAGAGUUAGCGAGAGAGCUUCAGUUUGGUGUGGAUGACAUCAAUAGGAUCCGCGUGGAGAAUCCCAACUCCCUUCUGGACCAGAGUGCUGCCUUGCUCAACCUGUGGGCGGGCAGAGAGGGCAAGAGGGCAAAGAUGGAAAGCUUGUACACUGCUUUAAAGAACAUCGACCGUGCAGACAUCGUGAGUUCCCUGGAAGGUCAAGUCACACACCUGGCUCCCGGCUCUUCAGAGGAGGGCGCGUGCCGACUGGGUGAUCGCGACUCUACCUUGCUAUCCCCCAGUGUCAUCAAUGGUUAUGGGCUGGUUCAGGAGGACCUGCUGUCACCGGCCUCCAUGCAAUACAGUUUGCCUUCUCCUCUUGGUGCAGAGCCCUACUGGCAGGAAGUGUCCAGUCUGGAGUGUGCCCCCAUCGCCGCCACAGAGGAAGACACCUUGAUGGAGAUGUCGGACGUCCAGGUUUGGCCGGCAGGGGUCAGCCCCUCGCUGGUUACGGUGGAAGACUCGUCUUUGGAUGGGAGCAGUCGAGCGGACGACUCGGAAGGCGCCACGCUCUCCCUUCCCUGCAGUUUGGGCCGCCCCAGCAGCGGGGCUAGCGGGGCGAGCGGAUCGAUCAUGGAGCUGGAGGAGGAAGAGGAGGAGGAGGAUGGGGAGGUUGAGGAGGAGGAGGCGCCACUGGAGCCAGUGACCUUGCUGGCCGAAAGGGACCGGGUCAGAGCCAGUGGCGCCGUUCCCAAGGUCAACUUGAACGGCCAACUGGGAGGUCAGAGGUCGGACAGGGGGAGAGGGGAGGCUCCUACGGCGGGAGGCGGAGCCAAAAGAGGUGGGGCGGGGCACGGUUCAGUGGAACACGUUUGUGUUGUUGCAGGCCAGCAGAUGUACGGACACCCUGAGAUGUCCUCCUUGGGUCGACCAGGCGAGCACAAUGGAGACAACCGGUUGGUUGGAGGCGGAGCUUUUCAACCCUACCUACCUGAGAAGGAUUCCCUGCAGGGCUGGGUGGCCUCAGUAUCAUCAGGACCAGACAACAGCACGCCGGGCGUGCUCGCUACCCAGGAAACUCUGCUGACUCCGAGAGAGGAUAAAGAAGACUAUGCUGCUGAUGAACACGGACGCGUGCUUAAUCGAAAAGUGGGGGCGGAUGCGAGGAGGGCCGCUCAGUCGGUGCAGCGCACCAGUCUUCGGAGGGUUAAACACUGA